GACACACUGGCCCAAUUGUCUGCCUGGUUGUGUGUGCGCAAGCAUGUGUGAGUGUGUGUUACCAAUGUCUGCCACCCCCUAGACAUGCCUGUGCCCCGUGUGACUGUCUCAUUGUGUCCCACUGUCCGCCCUGGGGCCCUUCCCAAUCAUGAGGCCUUGAUUCUCCAGACCCCGGUUCCAGCCCACUCCAGACAGGGGUACCUGUUUGGUGUGGGCCUAGGGCCACAUUGUCACUGGCUCCCCUGUUUCUGCCUCCAUGGGCACCCCUGUUCUGCUUAGCCACUCAACCAGGAAAGGCUGCCUUCACUGAGGAGAGAAGGGGACAAGAGCCUGGGGAGGUGUGACCGAGGAAGGCAUCGAGGGAGCCGUCUGCAGCAGCUCAGUCGCUCAGUCAGUCUCAGGCUGUCCAGCCGGGGUGUUUGGUGGCGAGGAUUCAGGCUCCGUCCAGACGAGGCCGUGGCCUGAGGCUUAGGGCCCCCCAGCCCCUCCCUCCCAGUCCAUCAGCGUCACUCCCCCAGCCCCGAGCUGGACCGCACACCUUGGGACACGGUUUUCCACUUCCUCAGGACGAGCCCCAGACUGGAGGAGAGGUCGGAGGAGGUGGGCGCUGGGCUCUUCGCGAGGACCCCUGCGGUGGGCCCGGGGGAGGCGGCCGAAGCCGCGGCGGCCGGGAGCGACAUGGCCGAGGAGCAGGACCUAUCAGAGGUGGAGCUGAGCCCUGUGGGCUCCGAGGAGCCCCGCUGCCUGUCCCCGGGCAGUGCGCCGUCGCUGGGCCCCGACGGCGGUGGCGGCGGCGGUGGCUCGGGCCUGCGAGCCAGCCCGGGGCCGGGCGAACUGGGCAAGGUCAAGAAGGAGCAGCAGGACGGCGAGGCCGACGACGACAAGUUCCCCGUGUGCAUCCGCGAGGCGGUCAGCCAGGUGCUCAGCGGCUACGACUGGACGCUGGUGCCCAUGCCCGUGCGUGUUAACGGCGCCAGCAAGAGCAAGCCGCACGUCAAGCGCCCCAUGAACGCCUUCAUGGUGUGGGCGCAGGCGGCGCGCAGGAAGCUGGCGGACCAAUACCCGCACCUCCACAAUGCCGAGCUCAGCAAGACGCUGGGCAAGCUAUGGAGGUUGCUGAACGAGAGUGACAAGCGCCCCUUCAUUGAGGAGGCCGAGCGCCUGCGGAUGCAACACAAGAAGGACCAUCCGGACUACAAGUACCAACCUCGGAGACGGAAGAAUGGGAAGGCAGCCCAGGGGGAGGCGGAGUGCCCAGGCGGAGAAGCUGAGCAAGGAGGGCCUGCUGCCAUCCAGGCCCACUACAAGAGUGCCCACCUGGACCACCGGCACCCGGAAGAGGGCUCCCCCAUGUCAGAUGGGAACCCAGAGCACCCCUCGGGCCAGAGCCAUGGCCCUCCCACCCCUCCAACCACCCCAAAGACAGAGCUGCAGUCCGGCAAGGCAGACCCCAAAAGGGAUGGGCGCUCCCUGGGAGAGGGCGGGAAGCCCCACAUUGACUUCGGCAACGUGGACAUCGGGGAGAUCAGCCACGAGGUAAUGUCCAACAUGGAGACCUUUGAUGUGACUGAGCUGGACCAAUACCUGCCACCCAAUGGGCACCCAAGCCACGUGGGUAGCUACUCAGCAGCCGGCUACGGGCUGGGCAGUGCCCUGGCUGUGGCCAGUGGACACUCUGCCUGGAUCUCCAAGCCACCAGGUGUGGCUCUGCCCACGGUCUCACCCCCUGGAGUGGAUGCCAAAGCCCAGGUGAAGACAGAGACCACAGGCCCCCAGGGACCCCCACACUACACUGAGCAGCCGUCCACUUCCCAGAUCGCCUACACCUCCCUCAGUCUGCCCCACUACGGCUCCGCCUUCCCCUCCAUCUCACGCCCUCAGUUUGACUACUCUGACCAUCAGCCCUCAGGACCCUACUAUGGCCACGCAAGCCAGGCCUCUGGCCUCUACUCAGCCUUUUCCUACAUGGGGCCCUCUCAGCGGCCCCUCUAUACGGCCAUCUCUGACCCCAGCCCCUCGGGGCCCCAGUCCCACAGCCCCACACACUGGGAGCAGCCAGUAUAUACGACUCUGUCCCGACCAUAGAGGGGGCCCUGCCACCACCAGUCCCUACCUGGCCCCAGGGCCCCGCCCCCAGCCUGUGUGUCCUGCUCCCCAUCAGCCCCAGGCCUGGCAGUGGCAGUGGCGGAGGCUGCAGGGGCUGACAGCAGCAGGGAGGUUUCUGCCAGCUCCUGCCCUGAUGACCUCCACACACCCCGGCUCUGGAGGCCCAGCCCUGCCUGAGCUGGCAGAGGAGUUUGGUGGCUGCCCCAGACUGAGGGUGAGGGGCCGCCCACCCCUGGAAACGGCCUGUCUCCUCCUUAGAGAUAAGGGGCUCAAACGCCCAUGUGCCAUUGUGUCACAGUGCCUAAGAGCUAGGCUGCCCAGGGACCUGCCUCAGAGCUGGAGCUGGCUCUGUCCUGUCACUCGGGACUGAGGACAGCUUUGAACAGCUUUGUGGAGAGGCUGGGACACUCAAUGGAAGCUCCGAUUCUUUCAAUAACCCCUCCUCACCUGAAUGCAGGAAGGAACUGGCAGAGGUCCCCAGAUCCAACUCUGUGUCAAUAACCUCAUCCUGUGUCUGAGGACAGACCCCAGGCUCUUCCCCAACACCUCCCACACCUCAAAGCCCACCCCAAGUGACGAGGCUAGCGUUCCAGGAAAGGGCAGAGCCAACUCACCCAGCCUUCCUCUCCCCUCCUGACCCAGCCUCAAGUCCCCAGGCUCAGAGUUAGCACUGCACGGGCCCUAGUCCCAGAGCCCAGCACCCAGGCUGCUGGCAGCAGGCUGGACACUAAAUCCCUGCUGUGUACACUCCACCCUUGUCCUGUGCCCUUCGCUGCAGCGAUCGAUACCUUAAUAAAGUGUGUAGCUGUCUCCCCAUCUGUUCUGCAGCCCAGUCCACAUGUAACACAUGGAUGCCCCCUAUUUAUCUCCAUAGUCGCCAUGCUCCUCCUCCCUCUAGCUACCCCAGUCCCCAUUAACUUUCAUUAAGCACUCCAAGUAAUAAAAUCAAAACUUCUGGUCGCCUA
Messenger RNA from Mesocricetus auratus (golden hamster), 3071 nucleotides. RefSeq names its product SRY-box transcription factor 10 (gene Sox10). The coding region runs from base 679 to 2085 and encodes 468 amino acids. NCBI's taxonomy places the organism in Eukaryota, Metazoa, Chordata, Mammalia, Rodentia, Cricetidae. Gene Ontology annotation, cellular component: nucleus. Gene Ontology annotation, biological process: negative regulation of transcription by RNA polymerase II; neural crest cell migration; enteric nervous system development. The transcript is spliced from 5 exons. The record is from RefSeq and is a predicted model, not a curated record. Gene Ontology annotation, molecular function: RNA polymerase II cis-regulatory region sequence-specific DNA binding; DNA-binding transcription factor activity, RNA polymerase II-specific.